AUGUCUGCUGCCGUCGAGAAGGUUUCCGAAGCCGUCAAUGACGUUACCAAUGCUCUGAGCAAUGCCACUAUCUCCGACAAGGCCGCCGAUAAGCCUGCCGCCAACAACGAUGCCGUCCUCGCCAGCGCUGCUGAGGGACGCCGUCUGUACAUCGGCAACCUGGCCUACGCGACAACGGAGGGGGAGUUGAAGGAGUUCUUCAAGGGUUACCUUGUUGAGUCCGUCUCCAUUCCCAAGAACCCUCGCACCGACCGACCUGUUGGCUACGCCUUCGUCGACCUCUCCACCCCUUCCGAGGCCGAGCGCGCCAUCUCUGAGCUUUCCGGCAAGGAGAUUCUCGAGCGUAAGGUCUCGGUUCAGCUUGCCCGCAAGCCUGAGCCCGCUGGAGAGAAGACCGAGGGUGCCAACGGUGAGGGUGCUGGUGAGGGUAACCGCCGCCGCGCCUCCGGUCGUGGCCGUGGACGUGGCCGCGGCCGUGGCGGUCGUGGUGCCCGCGGUGGCCGCAACGAGGAUGGCACUCCCAUCGAGGGUGCUGCCGCCGAGGUCCCUGCCGGCGCUCCCGCUACCUCUGAGGUUCUGCCUCUGACCGAUGCCACCAACAAGGAUGCCGCCAAGACCCAGAAGGCCGGCGAGUCCGCCGAGGCUCGUGCCCCCCGUGAGCGUCGCGAGCGUGGCCCUCCCGCCGAUGGCAUUGCCUCCAAGACCAAGGUCAUGGUCGCCAACCUCCCCUACGACCUGACCGAGGAGAAGCUCAAGGAGCUCUUCGCCGCCUACGAGCCUUCUUCCGCCAAGAUCGCUCUCCGCCCCAUCCCCCGCUUCAUGAUCAAGAAGCUUCAGGCUCGCGGCGAGCCCCGCAAGGGCCGUGGCUUCGGCUUCGUUACCCUCGCCUCUGAGGAGCUUCAGCAGAAGGCUGUUUCCGAGAUGAACGGCAAGGAGAUUGAGGGCCGCGAGAUCGCCGUCAAGGUCGCUAUCGACAGCCCCGACAAGACCGACGAGGAGGCCAACGCCCCCAAGGAGGAGACCAAGGCCAACGGCACCCAGGAGGCUGCCACCGAGGCCGCGGCUGCUCCUGCUGCUGCCGAGACCCCGGCUGCCGCUCCCGCCACCACCGCCUAA
Messenger RNA from Colletotrichum paranaense, 1116 nucleotides. Its product is annotated as RNA recognition domain-containing protein. The transcript is spliced from 4 exons. Gene Ontology annotation, molecular function: mRNA binding. The coding region runs from base 1 to 1116 and encodes 371 amino acids. The record is from RefSeq and is a predicted model, not a curated record. Lineage: Eukaryota; Fungi; Ascomycota; Sordariomycetes; Glomerellales; Glomerellaceae. Gene Ontology annotation, cellular component: cytoplasm; ribonucleoprotein complex; nucleus.